UAUAGUCCCGGCGUGAAGACUCUCUGCGCGCAUGCACGCAACACAAGAAAGCACGGGAGCAGUAUAUUUUAAGGCCUCCUUCUGUGUUUGCUUCAAGCAACCAACCAACCUACUGAUUAAACACACAACACACACACACAUAUAUAUAUAUGUGUGUUUUUGUUGUGAGAAUUUGAGAUCGAUAUAACAUGAGAAGUAGCAAAGGAAUUAUGGCGGCGUCUGUUGCUGUGAAAUUGGUUGUUGAAGAUGAACAGGUGGUUUUAGACAAUGGGUUGCUACAACUUACUUUAACAAAUCCAGGGGGCCUUAUAGUUGGCAUAUGCUACAAUGGUCUUGACAACUUGCUUGAGCUCAAUAACCCAGAGUUAAAUGGAGGGUUUUGGGACCUUAAUUGGAGCGAAGCUGGGAGUACAGGCACGCGAGGAAAAUUUGACACGAUUGAAGGAAGUGAAUUCCAAGUUAUAGUAGAAAAUGAAGAACAAAUCGAAGUAUCAUUCAAAAGAAGGUGGGAGCCAUCAAUGCAAGGACAGCAUUCCCCACUCUCCAUAGACAAAAGGUUCAUCAUGCUUCGCGGUUCCUCGGGCUUCUAUUCUUAUGGUAUUUACCAACACGAAGAAGACAUGCCUGCAUUCAAUCUCAAUGAAACUAGAAUCGCCUUCAUGCUCAGGAAACAAAAGUUUAAGUACAUGGCCAUAACAAAUGAUAGGCAAAGACGAGUGGCUCUCCCUGAAGACCGUGAGCCCCCAAGAGGCAAAGAGCUGGCUUAUCCAGAAGCAGUUCUCCUUGUUGAUCCAGUGGAGCCAGAAUUUAAAGGAGAAGUUGAUGACAAAUACCAGUAUUCUUGUGAAAACAAAGACAACAAAGUCCACGGGUUUAUAUGCUUUGAACCGCCGGUCGGAUUUUGGCAAAUCACUCCAAGCAAUGAGUUCAGGACCGGAGGGCCUUUCAAGCAGGACCUAACUUCUCAUGUGAACCCUACCACACUGGCUAUGUUUGUAAGUACUCAUUAUGGUGGAGAGGAUCUGGUCAUGAAAUUUGGGGAAGGCGAGAAAUGGAAAAAGGUCUUUGGUCCAGUCUUCAUAUACCUCAAUUCAUGUACUGAAGACAAGAAUGACACAGUUUCAUUGUGGUACGAUGCUAAAGAGCAGAUGGAGAAAGAAGUUGGUGAGUGGCCAUACAGCUUUCCAGCUUCAGAAGAUUUUCCACAUGCUGAUGAAAGGGGUAGCAUUAAUGGAAGAUUAUUAGCUCAAGACUGGUACAUAUCUGAGGGAAACAUAGCAGCAAAGGGUGCUUAUGUGGGAUUGGCUCCACCAGGGAAGGAUGGAUCAUUUCAAGUGGAGGGAAAGGGUUAUCAGUUCUGGACAAAUGCAGAUGAAGAAGGUUUUUUCUGCAUCACCAAUAUCCGUCCCGGGGCGUAUAAUAUUUAUGCAUGGAUCCCCGGUUUCAUUGGAGAUUUUCGAUGUGAUAAAGAUAUCGUCAUUGCAGCAGGCAGUAAAAUCGAUGUGGGAGUUCUUGUGUACGUGCCUCCGAGAAAUGGGCCUACGCUGUGGGAAAUAGGCAUCCCGGAUCGAUCUGCAGCAGAGUUCUUUGUUCCUGAUCCUAAUCCAAUGUAUAUCAACAAGCUUUACAUAAAUCUUCCCAAGGACAGGUUUAGACAGUACGGUUUGUGGGAGAGAUAUGCUGAUCUAUACCCAGAUGAGGACUUGGUAUAUACAGUUGGCAUUAGUGACUAUCAGAAAGACUGGUUUUAUGCUCAAGUUACCAGAAAAAUAGGAGAAAAUGCAUAUAAAGGAACGACAUGGCAAAUAAAGUUCAAUGUUGAUAGAGUGGGAGAGGGGAACCACACACUCCGAAUUGCACUGGCAUCUGCAACAUUCUCUAUACUAGAGGUGAGGAUCAACCGUGAAGAAGCAAAUCCACCGGAGUUUUCAAGUGGAUUAAUUGGGAGUGACAACACAAUUGCAAGGCAUGGAGUUCAUGGAUUGUAUUGGUUGUUCAAUUUGGAGAUAUCAAGUGCCCAACUCGUUCAAGGAGAGAAUACCAUAUAUCUCACACAAGCAAGGAGUGCCAGCGCUGUGCAUGGAAUCAUGUACGAUUACAUUCGUUUGGAGGGUCCACCUCUCGACGAGUGUUCACCUUCUCAAAUCAAAGGAUGAGACGAUCGAGUGCGUACAUAUUUCAAAACAAAAAUUGGCAUACAUCAUGUAAAAUUAAACAAUAUGUAUGAAUAUAUUAUUAGGUCCAGUUAUUUGUGCUAAGAAAAAUUAAUUA
Molecule: messenger RNA, 2271 nt
Organism: Sesamum indicum (sesame)
Lineage: Eukaryota; Viridiplantae; Streptophyta; Magnoliopsida; Lamiales; Pedaliaceae
Biological process (GO): carbohydrate metabolic process
Molecular function (GO): carbohydrate binding; catalytic activity
Source: RefSeq, a predicted model, not a curated record